CAUCAUAUGAAAUAUCAAAGAGUACUAGGUAUACAUACUUCGUCUAGUGUUUCGUCUGAAAUUCUAUCUUAAUAUUAAAAUGUCCCGAGUCAGGUCACAUUUCUCGUGUACCUAUUUUUCCAAGGCUCCUUUUUAUUGUUUCCUUAGUCAAUAAUGUCUAAUGAGCCUGAUAUUCCGUCUUACGACCUACAACAAUCAGUAACAGAUACUCCGUUACGAUCACAACAACAACAACAACGGCAACGGCAACAGGAGCAAGGGGAGCAGCAAGAGCAGCAACAAGAGCCCCUUGAUGGCGAAUCCGGACGACGUCGUUCGAGUUCUGACCCGGUUGGUCGAGGUCGUCAGAGACCAGGCCUAGCAAUAUUACGACCUCGUAGGGGAACAAAUGGCUCUACCCUGUCCCAAAUUCCUGAGAAUGCGAGACCUAUGAGUACUGCUCUCUUCAAUUCUCCAAAAAGACGCACCGAAAUCGAUGAAAAUCUGGCCGAUAUACUUGACGUAAUCGACCCUGAAGUGUCUAUGUUAAACAAUGUUACCAAUAUCCAAAACUCACUUUUUGUACCCUCCCUCGGGAGAUUUAUUAACCGUCGCCCAACGUACCAGCUUUCGGUAGCGCCUGAGCAACCAAGAAUUCGAGAAGAAAAGGGCGAAGGCGAGGGCGAGGGCGAGGGCGAAGAGGAACAGUUUAAUUUUGAUCACGCUGUUAUUCCCGAUGGUGUGUUUCUAGAGGGUUGGACCGACGAGGAGAAGGCCGAGUUAAACGAUUACGUACGGCAUAUGUUGCAUUCGCGGCGAUCCAAGUUUAAACGGAACAUGAGAGCCUUCGGUCAAUACGUCAAGAAGCCACUCGGUUUCUUCGUGACACUUUACGCCACGCUCAUUACUUUGUUCGGUCUGGCCUGGGUCCUGUUUCUAAUCGGGUGGAUUUACGUCGGCGAAGAACAACUUUACAUUAUCAACGUCAUCGACAACGUGCUAGUAGCCCUAUUCGCCGUCGUGGGUGAUGGCCUCGCACCAUUUCGCGCCGUCGAUACAUACCAUAUGGCCUAUAUAGCUCGUUACCAUCGUUUGACGUGGAAGUUACGAGAAAAAAAGCGCAUGGGGAAUUUGCGCGACAAGAACGACCUGCCGACGAAUGAGGAUCUUGAAGCGGCCCGUGAUGAGCUUUCUGUUCUCACGCCACAACAGCAGGCUCGAUUGGUGCAUCACCAAACCAAGUUUGCCAAGUCCCAUACAUUUUACAAGCCGCACGAGACCAAAACGCACUUCGCGUUUCCACUCAACCUCCUAGUCACCAUCGUGACUUUGUUAGACAUGCACUCGUGUUUACAGAUCGCUCUGGGAGCAACUACGUGGGGCAUUGAUUGGCAUACGAGACCAAUGGCGAUAACGGCGACGAUCCUCUGCUGCUCCAUCGCCGUCAACAUUACAGCAGGAAUCUUGAUCAGUGUGGGCAGCCGGCGUACGCGUAAGAAGGACGUUGUUGAGCGCAUGUUCCGUCAGGAUCUGACACGCGAGGCAUUCGACAAGCUGCGGUCACGCGGCGAGAAACAAGGCAAUACCGAGAAGGAACUGAAGGCGAAAAAGGCAUUAGAGCAGGCGCCCCAAAACGAAGCAAAUGAUGACACAAAGAGUGAAGAGAUUAGAGGUGUCCCCAUAGAGAGCGGCAAGGAACAAAGAUACCCAGACAAUACCGGAACCUAGGUAUACAGGUUAAUGUCUAAUGAACUAAAUUUACUAUGUUUUGGAAUAUACCUUUUGAAGAAUAGAAGCCUUAGUUUUAGCAAUACACCAUUCGCAGAAUUAUAAA
Molecule: messenger RNA, 1813 nt
Organism: Hypoxylon fragiforme
Lineage: Eukaryota; Fungi; Ascomycota; Sordariomycetes; Xylariales; Hypoxylaceae
Exons: 2
Coding region: 154-1707 (517 amino acids)
Source: RefSeq, a predicted model, not a curated record